This is a messenger RNA of Tachyglossus aculeatus (Australian echidna), 1360 nucleotides long. It is a transcript of the gene HMGN2, whose product is annotated as high mobility group nucleosomal binding domain 2. NCBI's taxonomy places the organism in Eukaryota, Metazoa, Chordata, Mammalia, Monotremata, Tachyglossidae. Gene Ontology annotation, cellular component: chromatin; nucleus. Gene Ontology annotation, biological process: chromatin organization. The record is from RefSeq and is a predicted model, not a curated record. Gene Ontology annotation, molecular function: nucleosomal DNA binding. The transcript is spliced from 6 exons. Bases 154 to 426 code for a protein of 90 amino acids.
GUGAAAUCCGGUUCUAACCGGUCCGGGGCUCCCAGCGCUAUAAAAACUUUAUAAACCCCCCGGAGCCCGAGCAGUGCGAGGAGGAGGACGCGGGAGCGACCCCCGGACCGCCCGGACCCCGCCGACGCGCCCGUGCCCGCCAACGCCACCAUCAUGCCCAAGAGAAAGGCCGAAGGAGACGCUAAGGGUGAAAAAGCCAAGGUUAAGGAUGAACCCCAGAGGAGAUCAGCGCGGUUGUCUGCUAAACCGGCCCCACCCAAGCCAGAGCCCAAACCGAAAAAGGCACCCGCAAAGAAGGGGGAGAAGUUACCCAAAGGGAAGAAGGGGAAGGCUGACGCCGGAAAGGACGGCAACAAUCCUGCAGAAAACGGAGAUGCCAAAACAGAGCAGGCACAGAAAGCUGAAGGUGCUGGAGAUGCCAAGUGAAUUGUGUGAAUUUUUGAUAACUGUGUACUUCUGGUGACUGUACAGUUUGAAAUACUAUUUUUUAUCAAGUUUUAUAAAAAUGCAGAAUUUUGUUUUACUUUUUUUUCUUUUCCUUUUUUUUUUUUUAAGCUAUGUUGUUAGCACAAUGCUUCGUUGAUGUCUGGGGUGGGGGCGGGCCGGGGAGGGCCAAUCUCACCGGUCCACUGUCUCCGAAGGCAGGUUGCAAUGGAAAGGGGAGUUUUCCAACCUGUCUUUUGAGAGGAGGAGUGUCCGGAGAGCGAGCGAGUCUCCGGUACUCCCAACACGUCAUACACAUCGGCAGCCACCCCAGGGGGAUGCCGGGGGUUGGGGGGGGCACUCUAGGAGACAGGAAUUUCUAAGAUUCCGGUUCGACCACCCUCUUCCCCCUCCCCACGUCUGCUGUGUCAACGUAGAGCUCGCUCCCCCAGUGCCAGAAGCCUGACGGGACCUCUCCCUCCCACCCAUCCAUCCACCCACCCACCACCAAAUUUGAGCUUGUUGGGUCCCGGGGCGUCGGCCGAUCUGGACUUCCCGGCUGGCCGCUGAGGUGGGGUGUAAGGCCAGGGAGAGCAGGCGCAGUAGUUUCCCUUUUUAUAGUGUGGACCUUCUACUAAGAAUUCUGCAGUUUUACUUUUGUUUCCUCAAAGUCAGGGUAGGCUCGUGAAAAGUUGUUAAACAACAUGCUCAGUGUGAACGUGUCCACCCUCACUCUAAACUUUCCCCGUUCAAAGUAGGAGAUGAAGGCUCUUCAUUGGUUUUCUAGUGACUUGACGUUUGCGAUAGCCCGAGGAGGAGGAGGAGAGCUUGAAAGUUGUUGUAUACUGGGUGCAGAGUGUAGCCCAUGUUCUGCCUGAAUUACCAUGAUUGUUUAUGAAAAGUACCUUUAAUAAAGCUGCAUACCGUUUGGCUUGGA